Molecule: messenger RNA, 5476 nt
Organism: Oncorhynchus masou masou (cherry salmon)
Lineage: Eukaryota; Metazoa; Chordata; Actinopteri; Salmoniformes; Salmonidae
Gene: crocc2
Product: ciliary rootlet coiled-coil, rootletin family member 2
Exons: 29
Coding region: 23-4591 (1522 amino acids)
Source: RefSeq, a predicted model, not a curated record
CAGAGCGGAGGACAGGGCAGAGAUGGACGACUUUCAGAAGGUCCUAACCAGCAUCACACAGCUGGUUCAUGGUGGUGAGGAUGGUUAUGUCUCUGGUGGUCAACCUUCGUCCUCCUCCUCCUCCUCACCUCUCCGGGGCCUCACUUCCCAAUGCAACAGCACCCUGAUGGCUGUCAAAGGUCUCCUCUCCCAACACCAGGUGCAAACACAGGACCUGCGUAGCCGGCUGGAUGCAGCCCUGGGGCAGGUAGAUAUUCUACAAAGUAAUCUGCAGGAGGAGGAGGAGCAGAGGAGGCACCUGGAGAGGAAGAUGAAGGAGGUGCAGAGGGAGAACCAGCAGGUUGAGAGGAGUCUGGAGGAGAAACACAGAGACAACCAGAGGUUCCACACCUCCCUGGACCUCCUCAACAGUGAGAAGGUCAGCCUGGAGAAGCUGGUUGUGGGCCUCCAGCAGAAGACAGAGUCCCUGGGGGCAGAGCUGGAGGUGAUGAGGGGGUCGGCUGGGGAUCUCCAGAGACAGAGAGACCUGCUCCGCCAGCAGAGAGACGACCUGGAGAGACAGCUGGAACGCCAACGCACCGAGGCCCAGAGAGGUGAACGGAGUCUGGAGCAGCUGGAUGGAAAGAACAGUGACCUGCGCAGGGAGCUGGUGACAGUCAGGGAGGCUCUGAGUCAGGUCACCCUGCAGAAGGAGGUCCUAGAUGAUGAGAAGAGUAGCCUCACCCUGGCUCUCAGCAAGAUGGAGUCCCAAAGUGCAGAACAGGAGCUGUCAGUCACCAAGCUACAGUACCAGGAGGCGAGCCUAAGAGACUCUCUGGCCAAGAUGGCUGCCCUGAGUGAAGGCUUGGCCAACGACAAGGUGGAGCUCAACCGCAUCCUGCUACAGAUCGAGGGUGAGAAGGCGGAGCUAGGUGAGCGUCGUCGGGAGGCGGAGGUGGAGAGGGCUUCGGCCAGGGAGGAGAUGGGGAGGCUGCAGCAGGAGCUCCAGGACCUGACCGCUGACAGACGGUCCCUGGAGAGCUCCUAUAGCCUCCUGCAGGAAACCAACCAGAGACUGGAGGCUGAACUGGCACUGCUGCAGAGGGAGAACAACCAAAUCCUGGAACAGCAGGCACAGAUUAAUAAGCAGGUCCAGUCCUUGUCCGACCAACUGACUUCCUGCCGUAGAGAGCUGGACAGCAAGGCUGUGGCCUUACAGAGGGCCCAUCAUGACAGAGAGGAUGUGGCCAAGGACAAGGCCAGUCUGGGGGUCCAGCUGACUGCCGUUGACCGCAGGGCAUGGGGCCUGGAACAGGAGCUGGCGAUUCUCAGAGCGGAGAAGGAGUCUCUAGAGACGUGUGUCUUUGAGGGCCAAGAGCUAGUUUCUUCACUGGAGGGGGAGAGGAACCGACUGGAGGUGGAGCGAAGCACCCUAACGAUGGCUGACGAGGACCUGACGCGCGAGGUGGCCCGUUUAAAGGCGGAGGUUGAGCUACAGGUGUCCCGGGCGGCGCAGGAGAGAGAGGAACUGGAAACCAAGCUGGCUCAUGCAGAGAGGAACCACCGGAUAGCCCUCAGCACCAAAGAACACAGCCACAGAGAACACCUGGAGCAGGAACACGUCGACAAGGAACAGCAGUGUGUGAACCUAAUCCUGCAGAGGGAGCGUGCAGAGGCCCAGCUACGAUCCCAUUGUGAGCAGCAGCGUUUGCAGAGCCAGGCUGACCUGCAGCAGCUGCAAGAGGAGAUGGUCCAGCUGCAACAAGUCUGCAACAAUAGCCUGCUGCAGGCCGAGAGCACUAAACAACAGGCCCUGUCCCAGAAGGAGGGGGAGAAGGCAGCCCUGACAGAGAGGCUUGCAGGCCUACAGCAGGAUCUGGAGACAGCAAGGCUGGAGAUGGAGAGAGGCAGGAGAGAUGCUCUGAGCCUUCACGAACAGGACAAGGACAGUAUAGCAGGUCUUCAGUGUGAGCUGCAGUCCCUGCGUUCUCGCUUCGAGGAGUCUCUGAGUUCCCAUGAGUCAUCAGAGAAGAGUCUGACUGAGCAGGUCAGAGAGCUCAACCAGCAGAGAGAAACAGCACGACAUGAGGUGGAGGGUCUUCGGCGGGACCUCCAUCAGGCAGAGGACGAACGUGACGCAGGGCGAGAAGAGCUGAUCGAGUCCCACAGGGAGCUGAGGGAAGUGGCUCAGGUGAGGGAUGACCAGAGGAAGGAGGUGCUGGACCUCAGGAGGCUGCUGGGGGACGAGAUCCGAGACAAGGAGGCCAUCCACUCCUCCAACCAGGAGCUCAGAGCUGCAGUGAAGAGAGCAGAGAACGACAACAACAGUCUGCGGCGUAGCCUGGAGGACAAGGAGCAGAAAGUGGUGGUGCUGGAGGUGUGUAAGAUCUCCCUGCAGCAGGAAGUGUCCAAGCUGAGGAGCACCAUGAGAGAGUUGGAGAAGUCCCGGCUGCAGGCACGCAGAGAGCUGCAGGAGCUACGCAGACAGGUGAAGAUCUUAGAGAGGGAGGCUGCCCAACAGAGGGAGGAGAUGGGAGAACUGCAGGCCAGGGUGUGUCAGGAGGAGGUGAAGGAAGAGGAGGCGAGGAGGGAGUCCUUCAGUCUUAAACAGAGAGUCCUGGAGAGCGAGGCGGGCAGGGAGGCGGCCAUCAAGGAGGCUUCCGGGCUGCAGCGUCGUAUUGUGGAGCUGGAGGACGUGGAGCGUCAGAUGGGGGAAGUGCUGGCGGAGAGAGAGGCGGGGCUUCAACAGAGUCUCCUCCUCCACUGCGAAGAGACCUCAAAAUUAGUGGUGGCACUAGAGGAGCAGUCUACUCAGGUAAGGGAGCUCACCCUGCGUGUUAGCCUAGCAGAGGGCCGUGCUCAGGGGCUGGAGGAGCAGCUAGGACACGGGGAAGCCCAACGCAGAGAGCUGGAGCACAGGCUGGUCGGGCUGACCUCUGCCCUGAGACGAACCCUCGGGAUAGGACGCUCACAGACCCCUGGGUCCAGAGGAAGAAGCCCCUCCCCCUGGAGAAGUCGCUCACCUGUGAAGGGUGAAACCAGCACAUCCCCGGGAGGUCCUGUGUCCUUCCCAUCCUGUAGUGAUGAGGGGGAGCUGGAUGUGGACGCUGUGCAGAGAGCCCUCAGGGACUUCCACCAGGAACUCAAAGACACCAAGAGACACAGGGAUGAAGCCAAGUCCCAAGUGACCAGUCUAACCUGGCAGGUGGCCGAGCUACAGACCAGCCAGGACAAGUCAAGCACUAGGCUGCAACAGUUGACCAAAGCCCUGAAGGGCCUGGAGGAGGGGAAGAGAGAGGUGUCUGAGCAGCUGUACGGGGCUCAGUCCUCCCUCUCCCUGCAGGAGGAAGUGACACGGCGAGGGGACAGGGACAGGAAGAGCCUGGCAGAGGAAGUAGUUAAACUCAAGACCAGUCUGCAGACCUCUGAAGCUAAUAGUAGGACACUGCAGGAGAAGCUGGAUCUUUCCCGGGCCGGGGAGGCUCGCUGUGAGGGGGAGCGUCGGAGGCUGAAGGAGGCCCUGGAGACAGCGGAAAGCCGGGCAUCGCGUCUGGAGCUCACCCAGAGGACCCUAGAGGGAGAGCUGGAACGGGCACAGCGGAGGGCAGCCGAACUGGAAGGAGAGGUGGCAGCCCUGGGCGAGAGGCUAGCAGAGCUGAGAAGAGAGCUGGGGGUGACUGAGGACCGGGCGGCUGGGCUGAGGUUGAACGAGGAGCGGCUGGCUACGGCCCUGGCCUGGGCUGAGCUCCAGGAGGGCCAGCUGAGAGAGCAGCUCCAGAGGUUGUCCACCUCUCUCAAUGACAGUAGUGCCACUGUAGGAGCCAUGCAGGAGCAGACCACCCAGCUGCAGAUGGCUCUCACCGUCUCAGACCAGGACCGAAGGCUCAUGCAGGAGCGUGUUGAUAAGAUGCGUGAAGCCCUGUCUAACAGUAAGAGACAGAACCAUGCCCUGACUGAGAGGAUCCAGAGCCUCCAGAGGACACAGGAGGACACUGACCUACGGGCCUCAGAGCUGGAGAAACAGACCAGGACUCUGAAGAAGACCGUGAAGCAAAGGCAGGAGUCUGCAGAGCUCGCUGCCCAGGAGAGCUCUACGCUACAGCAGAAGGACAGGGAGGAGCUCCAGGGGAGGUUGAAGAAGAUGGAGGGAGAGCGGGCAGAGCUGGAGAACUUGCUGGCCCGUCUGGGGAAAGACAAGGCUUCACUCAGAAAGACUCUGGAGAAGGUGGAGUUGGAGAGGUUGAGGCGGGAGGAGGAGGCAACAACAGCAGCCAGAGAGAGAGAACAGCUGGGACAGACAGUACUCAGCCUGGAGCAGGAAGUCAACCACCGGCAGCUGGAGAUGCAGACGGUGCAGGCCCAGAUGACCCAGUUGGAACGCUCCCAUGCUCAGCACCUCCUGGAGGUGACGUCCCACCAUCGUCGGGAGAUGGACUCGGAGACAGAGAGGCUGAGGGCGACGCAGCUACAGGCGGAGAGGGCUCUGGAGACCAGGGAGAAAGCCCAUCGUCAGAGGGUCACAGUCCUGGAGGAGCAGGUGCUGGCGCUGAAGGAGCAGCUGGACCAGGAGAUGAGGAGGAGGCAGGCCUACGUCAACCAGAUACUGAGAUAACGGGGUGUAUGCGAACCAGUGGCCCCUGGCCCCUGGAGAGGAAUGGGGAGAAUGACAGUAUGGCAUUCUGGGACAGACAGUCCCUCUAUAGCCCUUAGUAUGUAUGUUACUGGGAAUCAACAGACUGGUUUCUGCAGAACGUGCACAUGUAAACACACAUGUACACACACAAACUCACAGUCACACACAUACACACUGAGGUACGCAAGACACACAAUGACAGGCAGACACAAGCCCAACACCACACACACACAUUGUAUUGUAUUGGAUGUCAGUAAUCUGUAGAGAAACCUCCCAAACAACAAACAGUGAAUGUGUUGUUUCUGCUGGAAGCUGUUGUCAGAUUAUUUAUAGGAUUUGCUCAGGCCAGACAGGCCACACGGUGCUGCUGAGUCUGUUACUGUUGUUGUCUCGGUUUGUCAAAUCAACACAAUGUGAAGAUAGACACACACACACACACACACACACACACACACACACACACACACACCCUACCCAUUAGUGUUGUCUCGGUUUGUCAAAUCAACACAAUGUGAAGAUAGACACACACACACACACACACACACACACACACACACACACACACACACACACACACACACCCUACCCAUUAGUGUUGUCUCGGUUUGUCAAAUCAACACAAUGUGAAGAUAGACACACACACACACACACACACACACACACACACACACACACACACACCCUACCCAUUAGUGUUGUCUCGGUUUGUCAAAUCAACACAAUGUGAAGAUAGACACACACACACACACACACACACACACACCCUACCCAUUACUGUUGUCUCGGUUUGUCAAAUCAACACAAUGUGAAGACAGACACACACACACACACACACACACACACACACACACACACACACACACA